AAAAGUUUUUGAUACCUAACCAAACCAAACCAGCGACGGCCAAAUUGAGACUCCACCGCCGGCAGAAUUGAGACGGCUCCGGCAUUACAGUUUCUUCUCCUCACUCACUCACUCAGGCACCGUUUCUAUUAUUAAGAUCAAUGGCUAACACGCGAGGCAGGAAGAAAUGUCCUCAAUCAGCUUCAUCUCCUGUCAGAAAGCAAAACAAAGUUAGUAGAAUGAAUCCCCUGGUCGUUAAGAAAGAUGAUUUUGCAGAAGUGGAUCGCCCUAUUGCAGCAAUCAGGGCUUUAGCUGAUAUGGAGACUCAACAUUUGUCGAAUGGCUUGCUUCUGCUUAAAUCAAAUUUCACUCAAGAACAACUUCAGGUUCCUGUACUGCAGUUUUUCAACGAAAAUCUUCCAAACGUAAUGUUGACUAAAAAUGAAAAAAAUGGACAGUAUGAAGUUAAGUAUAAAGAUACAGAUAAUGAAUUGAUGAAUCAAACUGAAGAUAGAAACAUACAUGCUUCACUUUUACGCCGAUUAUCUUCAGUUUAUCCCUGCUCUUCUGCUGCUAUGCCAUCUUUUGCCAGCUUUGAAGUUUCUGGAGUUGGUAAUAGCCUUCUUGGUUCUGACAACAUGUUGAUGGAGGAUUUUGUUCCAGAGAAGCAUAACACUCACAUGCUUGGAUUGCAAGAAGCUCUUCAAACUCCAGGGGCAACCAGCCACAGAUUGUCUGUUGGAAUGACUCCAAAAACCCGUAGGCUCCCAAAGCUUGGUGAGAUGCUUCUCUCUGUUCAUGGCUCACCGCUGGGUGUCUAUAAUGACGAUGUCAUGGAAGCCAUACAAGAAUCAGAAGAAGGUUGACAAACAAGUUCAUUUGGCUGGGCGAGUAGGUGUGUGGCCCAAUCCCCCUUCGGCUCAAGGUUAAACCAGGGUUUGGAGAAUGUGGACUAGUAAUUUGUGAAUCAAGAUUUUUUUUCUUUUCAAGUUAAUUAAAAUUAUGGUAAAACCUUCAAAUUACAAAGAUACCAAGGGAGCCCUAUAUAUAGUCCUAGUUAACUUUGGAAAAGUAAAAGUUCUUUGUCUUGAAAUAUGAUUUCAUACCAUACAAACAUCUCUUGAAAAUCAAGAACUAGAUAAGUUGAUGAAACAUAAUUGGGUCGCUCCAUUUAUAUCAUUAACAGAUUUAUUUAUAGUAAAUAAAACAAUUUAAUUUGAAGUGUAGUAACAAA
Messenger RNA from Impatiens glandulifera, 1213 nucleotides. RefSeq lists its product as uncharacterized. The transcript is spliced from 7 exons. NCBI's taxonomy places the organism in Eukaryota, Viridiplantae, Streptophyta, Magnoliopsida, Ericales, Balsaminaceae. The record is from RefSeq and is a predicted model, not a curated record. The coding region runs from base 141 to 845 and encodes 234 amino acids.